AUGGACACCCUUGAUAUAUCUCACAAGUUUGAUAAAAUGCAAAAUGAGAUUCCAACAGAUCUCACAGCACCUGAAGACUUCAAUCGGGGUAAAAGUCCUCAUCCAACUUUACAUCAAACACAUCCAGAGCCUCUCGAUCAUGGGAUACUAGGCAUGAUCACUUCAAAAGAUCCAAUUUUUGGACAAGAUCAAAUAUACCAUAACACAUACACAAUCCCAGGAGACUCAUGUAACAGUGACUUAUUGGGCUCUUGGACCUUGCAGAAAUCCCAUUCAACAAAUGCCUUGCGGGGACUUUCUGAUGAAAAUCACCAACAUUCAAUAAAAGAUAUGUUUUUGGCAGCUCCGCACAAAAAGAAAUUAAACAUGGGGCAUCUACCAAAAUAUGAAUAUCAUCCAGGUGCACAAUGGGGAAAUGAUCUGAGACAGAGUUCAGCAAAUCUCCCAAGCUCAGAUAUUUGGAAACCUUGUGGUCCAUCAGAGCUACAAAGCAUUUAUUCUCCAAGAUUGAAUUCCUUACCUGAACAUCUCUCAGUGGAUGGUUAUAAUGGUCUUUUUCAAAACCAACACUUCUACCCAUCUGCGACAGAACCCACACAUCUUCUCCUUAAUCCAUCAUAUUGGGUAGACAGCACAAUCCAUAGAAUGGCACAUCUGGAUAGUUUAUAUAUUCCUCAAGAAAAUAUUCCGCAGGUCAAUCCAAUAUAUAAUUUCCCAAUGCCUACAUCCUCAAACCCAGUGAGAUUGGAGGGCUCAAACCACAAUCUUUUCUUACAGGGAACACCAGGAGAGCAACAAGUGUCUCAUUUGAUUGAACCUCAAAACAAUCAUGAUAUAGUUACUAUACCCCAAUCUGUAUCCAAAAGAUUAUGUCUCAAUUUGGUGGAAAAUUCAAAGCAAAGUAAAAACCAUCCACUGUCACCAACAGAAUGGCAGAGAAAUGUAUUGGAAGGUAGUAGUCAUCAAGAAAAAUACCCCUUUCCAUCCACAAUUGAGGCCCAACACAUGACUCCUGAAACCAGACCUUCAGGUGCUGAUGCUCCAGCUGCCUCGUCAUCUCUGCUUGCCACAGCUGAGGAUAUAUCUGAAAGUAUACCAGGGCCCAUAGUUCCUCAUUACACAGGAUCCAAGGAUACACAGCAGGGCAAUAAUCUAAAGAAAAGGAAAAAGUCUAUGUUAAAGUCAAAUGAUCAGCCCAAUCUAACAGUAUCUAUGACAGAAAAUUUGGAGGAAUCUAAUGAUGGUGGCCCUGAUAACAGAGGUAUUGACACUUUUGACAAGUAUCCAAUAGAAGCUUUUGUAAAUGAUAGAAACUUCCAUAGCAAGUUGGUUAAGUCAAUAAAGCUGUUUAGUGAAUCAAAAAAUCUUGAAUUAAAGACAUACAAUCCAAAAAGCUUGAUUUUUGUUAAAGACCUAAAAAAUGAGGUAGUAAAAUCAACUGAUAUAGAUUUUUGGCCUCAGAUUCACAAGGCAUACAAAACAUUGACUGUGCCUUUCAUUGGAAUAUUGUUGAUCUUACAUCCUCAAACCUAUACUGAAGCAAAUCUUGAGGAUGAACUGAUUCAAGAUGGAACCAAAUUCAUGCAAACAUUUUUUUCUCAGUUGUACAGAGUAGGUCUUGAACAUGAGGUCAAAGGAUGGGAAACAAACUUUCACAAGUGUUUUGAUAUAUCUAAACCUUCUAAUUUACUUCAUUAUACUACAAAGUUAUCUCACCCAUCACGUAUUACACUGAAAUUACUUUGGAGUUUAUGGAAAAGAUGGUUUAGGGGUUCUACUUACCAAGACAAAAUCAUUGUCUCAGGACUUGACAAUUUUGCUAUACUUAUCCAGAGGAAUAUCUUGAAGUUGAAGCCCCUGACUGGUGUCAGUACAUUUGAAGCACCAUUGAAUAACUUCCAAAUAAAACAUAACAGAAGAAUCCUUGGAAAAGCUAGUAAGAGUGGAAAUUUUACAUGGAGAGCUUUAUACCGCCCAGCAAUUCAUAUUGGGAAAGAACAUUAUGAAAUGUUAACACUGCGGGAGGACUCAGAUGAAUUUUUUGAUCAGUUGAAUGAAGCACUAAAGUCCAAAGAUGUGCCCAAUAAUCCCAGAUUUGAUUCAAAAGGCAUACACAUUGCAGAUGUGUUUGUGAGGAAGCUGUAUAAUGAGCUUACCCCAUGCUUCUUUGGGAGUCUUGUGGCUAUGCAUUCAAAUAUUGAACAUGGUCAGCUCUUGGAAGACUUGAUUGAUGAUGGCUGGAAAUAUCUCAGGAGUUUUCUCAACUUACUCAAAGGUUCAGUCUCUAGGAAAGAGCUUGAGGGCAUUGACACCAUGGAAAAGCAGGCUCUUGAUAUGUGUUUAUCAUUCUUUUCAAAUGGUUGCCGUUCAAAAGAUUUCUCUUUUGAAAACAUCCUGGCAUUGUUGACUUCCUGGUUUAAUAAAUCUUCAUAUCCAAACAAGAAGAUGGUAAGAGAGGUAAACAAUGGAUGGUACCUUCUUGAGAUGAUACACAAUAAAUAUCAAGUCCUGAUCACAUCAAUGAGGUAG
Molecule: messenger RNA, 2529 nt
Organism: Melampsora larici-populina 98AG31
Lineage: Eukaryota; Fungi; Basidiomycota; Pucciniomycetes; Pucciniales; Melampsoraceae
Exons: 1
Coding region: 1-2529 (842 amino acids)
Source: RefSeq, a predicted model, not a curated record